This is a messenger RNA of Cygnus atratus (black swan), 3582 nucleotides long. Its product is annotated as probable cation-transporting ATPase 13A5. The record is from RefSeq and is a predicted model, not a curated record. The transcript is spliced from 30 exons. Gene Ontology annotation, molecular function: ATP binding; ATPase-coupled monoatomic cation transmembrane transporter activity; ATP hydrolysis activity. NCBI's taxonomy places the organism in Eukaryota, Metazoa, Chordata, Aves, Anseriformes, Anatidae. The coding region runs from base 1 to 3582 and encodes 1193 amino acids. Gene Ontology annotation, biological process: intracellular calcium ion homeostasis; polyamine transmembrane transport. Gene Ontology annotation, cellular component: late endosome membrane.
AUGGAGGAAAAGUUUUGGAAGGAUCAUUACAUGCUCCUCAACAAGGAUGAAGAAAAUGAGCUGGAGAUUUUUGGCUACAAAACCCAAGGCUGCCGCAAGGCCUUGUGCAUUGCUGGAUACAUCUUGUCCUGUGGGGCUCUGCUGCUGCUGUUCUACUGGAAGCCGGAAUGGGAUGUGUGGGCAAACUGCAUCCCCUGCAGCUUGGAAGAGGCGGACGUAGUUCUGCUCAGAACCACCGAUGAGUUUCAGAGAUGCACCCGGAAGAAGGUGACCUGGAUUGAUUUGUCUGCAUUGCCACUGCCUGAUGGCAGUAAUUCAGAAUGUCCUCUCGUAGCUGAUAAAGACUCUGUUAUAAACAGAGCUGUAAAGAAGCCACAAUUAAAGGUGAGAUGUAUACAGGUGCAGAAAAUCCGUUACAUUUGGGACUUUUCUGUAAAACAGUUCAAGAGAGUUGGAUCAUUAGAAGACAGCAAUACAUGUCACAGCAUACACCACAAGUUUGGAGCUGGCCUGACAAGGGAAGACCAGAAGAUCAGGCAGCUGGUGUGUGGGCCUAAUGCCAUUGAAGUUGAAAUUCGCCCCAUUUGGAAGCUACUUUUUAAAGAGAUUUUAAACCCCUUCUAUGUAUUCCAAGCCUUCACUCUCAUGCUGUGGCUGAGCCAAGGCUACAUUGAAUAUUCGGUGGCUAUCAUAGUCCUGUCGAUCAUCUCUGUUGGCCUAACCGUGUAUGACCUCCGACAGCAGUCUACUAAGCUGCAUGACCUUGUUGAGGAGCAUAACAAAGUCCAGGUUACAGUCUGCGUGAAGAGUGAAGGUUGCAAAGAGCUGGAGUCUCGUUACUUAGUCCCAGGAGAUGUGUUUCUUUUAGACAGAAAAAAGCUCUCUCUGCCAUGUGAUGCUGUCCUGAUUGAUGGGAGCUGCGUUGUGAAUGAAGGGAUGCUCACAGGUGAAAGUAUUCCAGUUACUAAAACCCCCUUGCCUCUCAUGGAGAGUCCAAUGCCCUGGAAAACCCACAGCAUGGAGGACUACCGGAGACAUGUCCUCUUCUGUGGGACUGAAGUCAUACAGAUGAAGCCAACUGGCAGAGGGCCAGUGAGAGCCGUGGUGCUGCAAACUGGGUUCAACACUGCUAAAGGUGACUUGGUGAGAUCCAUCCUCUACCCCAAGCCCAUGAACUUCCAGCUCUACAGAGAUGCCUUCAAGUUCAUCAUAGGCCUCUCCGCCAUCGGUGUGCUGGGACUGAUCUACACCGUGUGCGUGUUCACGUACCACCAAAAGCCGGUGGCAGAAGUAGUGGCUAUGGCCCUCCUCCUCCUCACCGUGGCUGUGCCUCCCGCGAUCCCCGCUGCCUUGACCACAGGCACUGUUUAUGCCCAAAGGAGGCUGAAGAAAAAGAUGAUUUUCUGCAUCACUCCACAGAGGAUUAAUAUCUGCGGGCAGAUCAACCUUGUUUGCUUUGACAAAACAGGCACACUGACAGAAGAUGGACUGGACCUGUGGGGUGUCCUCCCUUCUGAGGGAAGCCGGUUUCAGGAAAUUCGCAAGUUUCCAUCCAGCACUCCUCUGCCCUGGGGACCUGUGUGCGGAGCCAUGGUGAGCUGCCAUUCCCUGGUGGUUUUGGAUAAGAAGAUUCAAGGAGAUCCACUGGACUUGAAAAUGUUUGAGGGCACGCACUGGGAGAUAGAAGAGUCCAACACAUCUCAGGAUGGGGCUGGUGUUCUUCACACCUGUGUCGUUAGACCGGGGCCGAAGGCCAGCAGCGCUCCUGUGGAAGGAAUAGCAAUCCUACAUCAAUUCCCAUUUUCCUCUGGAUUGCAGAGGAUGUCUGUUGUUUCACAGAAGAUUGGAGAGGAACAGUAUGACCUGUACAUGAAAGGAGCACCAGAAAUAGUGUCCAGCUUAUGCAGACAAGAAACUGUCCCAGCUGAUUUUUUAAAGGAGCUUAAGAUGUACACAAGCCAAGGCUUCAGAGUUAUCGCACUGGCCCAUAAAGUGCUAAGCCUAGGAAAGGAUGUAGACGUGAGUGACCUGGAGAGAGAGGAGGCAGAGUCCGGGCUGGUGUUCCUGGGCCUCCUGGUGAUGGAGAAUCGCCUGAAGCAGGAGACGAAGCCUGUGCUGCGGGAGCUGGCUGCCGCCCGCAUCAGGAGCGUCAUGGUCACAGGGGACAACCUCCAGACAGCAGUCACGGUGGCCAGGAGCGCGGAAAUGAUUCCCAAGGCCAGCAAAGUCAUCAUCAUCGAAGCAAGUGAACCAGAGGGCUCCACUCCAGCCUCCAUUGCCUGGCAGCUGGCAGAAGACAGCAAAGCAAGCACAGCUGCUGCCCCUGUAUGUGUAUGUGCUAAUGCCCAGGAAAAGAUCAACUUGGAUGGAGAAAGCUGCAACUACCAUUUUGCCAUGAAUGGGAAAUCCUACCAGGUUCUCGUAAAGCACUUCUACAGCUCGCUGCCAAAAAUACUGGUGAAUGCUACUGUCUUUGCUAGAAUGUCUCCUGGUCAGAAAUCCAGCCUUGUGGAAGAGCUUCAGAAACUCGAUUACUACGUGGGCAUGUGCGGUGACGGAGCCAACGACUGUGGGGCUUUGAAAAUGGCCCAUGCGGGGAUAUCGCUGUCAGAGCAGGAGGCAUCAGUGGCCUCGCCUUUCACCUCCCAGAUCCCCAACAUCCAAUGUGUGCCGGAGCUGAUCAGGGAAGGUCGAGCUGCUUUGGUUUCUUCCUUUGCUGUGGUUAAAUACCUGACCCUGUAUGGCCUGAUUCAGUUUGUUGGUACUGCUCUGCUGUUUUGGCAGCUGCAAAUCUUUGGGAAUCACCAGUAUUUGAUACAAGACGUUGUCAUUACACUUCUGGUUUGCCUAACAAUGAGCUUGACCGAAGCUUAUCCAAAGCUGGCACCCUACCGCCCCCCUGGCCAGCUCAUCUCUCCUCCCUUGCUGCUCUCUGUUGUCCUCAACGUGUGCUUCACUGUAACCAUGCAGACCUGUGGCUUCCUUCUGGUGAAGCAGCAGCCCUGGUAUGUAGCGCUGGCCAGCCGGAGACAUUGCUCUCUGGGGAACCAGACUGUGCUCACCACCAGCCCCAAGGGGAAUGGUACCAGCAGUGUCCAGAGCACUGUCCUCAGUUACGAAGACACGACACUGUGGCCAUUGACCACUAUCAACUGCAUCAUUGUGGCCUUUGUCUUUUCCAAGGGAAAGCCCUUCCGGAAGCCCAUCUACACCAACUAUGUGUUUUCUGUCCUCCUGGCCCUCCAGCUUGCAGUCUGCCUCUUCCUCUUUUUUGCCGACAUUGAUGCUGUGUACCGUGGCAUGCAGUUUCUGUGCACUCCUGUGAUCUGGAGAGUUUAUGUCUUACUGAUGCUCCUGGCCAACUUCUGUGUAUCUUUUUUUACAGAGGAUGUUCUCCUGCAGAACAAGCACCUCUGGAUGCUGAUUAAAGCCUGCUUUGGGUACCAGUCGAAGAGCCAGUACCGAAAAUGGCAGAGGAUGCUGCAGAGGGAUCCAAACUGGCCUCCAGUAAACACAAAGGACUUUGCAGCCAAACGCAUGGCUGAGGUUUACGUUAACCCCAGCUAUGAGCAUGGGGACUAG